AUGUCGUCGGCAGCGGUGGAGGCGGCGAGGCGGGUGGUGUCCGGGCUCAGGGAGGCGUGCGCGACGCCGGCGACGCGGCUGGCAGAUGUGGCGGCGGCGUUGGCGGGGGAGAUGGAGGCGGGGCUGGCGGUGGAGGGUGGGAGCAGGGUCAAGAUGAUCGUCUCGUACGUCGAUAGCCUCCCCGACGGCGGCGAGGAGGGGUCGUUCUACGCGCUCGACCUCGGCGGGACGAACUUCCGCGUGCUGCGCGUGCGGCUCGCCGGGAAGGAGGCCCGCGUCGCCGAGCGCGUGGCGAGGGAGGUGCCGAUCCCGCCGCGUCUCAUGUCCGGCGGCGACGCGACGUCGGAGCGGCUGUUCGGGUUCGUCGCGUCCGCGCUGGCCGAGUUCGUCGCCGACGAAGGGCACGACGCCGACGGCGAGCGCCAGAGGGAGCUUGGGUUCACCUUCUCCUUCCCCGUGCGGCAAACGUCCAUCGCGUCGGGGACGCUUAUCCGGUGGACCAAGGCGUUCUCCGUCGACGACGCCGUCGGCGAGGACGUGGUGGCCGCACUGCAGACGGCCAUGUCUAAACACAACCUCCACAUGCGCAUGUCCGCUCUCAUCAACGACACGGUCGGGACGCUCGCCGCCGGCAGCUACUACGACGACGACGUCGUCGCCGCCGUCAUCCUGGGCACGGGCACGAACGCCGCGUACGUCGAGAGCGCAGACGCCAUCGCCAAGCUGGAGCCUUCCCAGCUACCCAAAUCAUCGAAUAUCAUGGUGAUCAACACCGAGUGGGGCGGCUUCGACUCGCCAUGCCUCCCCACGACGGAGUACGACCGAGCGCUGGACAAGGAGAGCCUCAACCCCGGCGAGCAAACCUACGAGAAGCUCAUCUCCGGUCUGUACCUCGGCGAGAUCGUCAGGAGGGUUCUCCUCAAGAUAUCAUCCCGGUGCUCGCUCCUCGGCGACGUCGGUGGCGGCACCGAGCUCCGAACCCGCUUCGUCCUCACGACCCCCGACGUGUCAUCGAUGCACCACGACGAGACCCCUGAUCUCACCGUUGUCGCCAAGACGCUCGCGGAUAGGCUCAACAUCCGAGGCACGUCGCUGGAGACGAGGAGGAUGGUCGUCGAGAUCUGCGACAUCGUCGCCACGAGGUCUGCGCGGCUGGCUGCGGCGGGCAUCGUGGGGAUCCUCAGGAAGAUCGGGAGAGGCGGUCCCGGCGACGAGAGGAGGUCCGUCGUCGCCGUCGACGGCGGCUUGUUCGAACACUACGCCAAGUUCCGGCGGCGCAUGGAGAGCACGCUGGAAGAGAUGCUCGGAGAGGAGGCGGCGGCGAGGGUGGUCGUCAAGCUGGCCAGCGAUGGGUCAGGUCUCGGCGCCGCCCUGGUUGCAGCGGCUCACUCUCAGAGCUGAGCUGGUCGCUCUUUUCAUGACGCGAGCUCCACUUCCUUCUUGCCAGUGAGCUGAGCUGCUGUGCUUAA
Messenger RNA from Oryza brachyantha (malo sina), 1469 nucleotides. Its product is annotated as hexokinase-1-like. Gene Ontology annotation, biological process: glycolytic process; intracellular glucose homeostasis; glucose 6-phosphate metabolic process. Gene Ontology annotation, cellular component: mitochondrion; cytosol. The transcript has a single exon. The record is from RefSeq and is a predicted model, not a curated record. NCBI's taxonomy places the organism in Eukaryota, Viridiplantae, Streptophyta, Magnoliopsida, Poales, Poaceae. Gene Ontology annotation, molecular function: glucokinase activity; D-glucose binding; fructokinase activity. Bases 1 to 1401 code for a protein of 466 amino acids.